CCGCCUGCCCCACCCCUGGGGAGCCCCUCCCGUCGGGCAGCGCCGCCUUUAUAAGCGGUUUCUCUGCCCGGGGGCGGCAGCGGCUGGUCGGUGGCAGCUCUGCUGGUGCGGGGGCGGCGAGCCCAGGAGCAAGCGACCGCGGCCGGAGCGCGCCGGCCACCGUCUGCACCGCCCUUCCGCCCGCUCUCUGGACGGCCGCAGCCCUGCGGGUCUCCGCUCCAGACCCACCCCCGCCCCACCCCGCGCGCCUCUGCCGCCUCUUCCAGAGACCCAGCUUGCUGAGCGGCCGCCACUGCCGCUGUCGCCGCCGCCGUCGCCACCGCGCCAGGUUUCGGCCGCGACCACCUUCCGUCCAGCGCCCCUCCGUCCCGAACCCGGGACCCCGGCUCCCCGCCAGCUCCGGCCCCGGCACCAUGUCGGAGAAGAGCGUGGAGGCAGCGGCCGAGUUGAGCGCCAAGGACCUGAAGGAAAAGAAAGAGAAGGUGGAGGAGAAGGCAAGCCGGAAAGAGCGAAAGAAAGAAGUGGUGGAGGAAGAGGAAAAUGGAGCUGAGGAGGAAGAAGAAGAAACUGCUGAGGAUGGAGAAGAGGAGGAUGAAGGAGAAGAAGAAGAUGAGGAAGAAGAAGAUGAUGAAGACGAAGGGCCCGCGCUGAAGAGAGCUGCUGAAGAGGAGGAUGAAGCUGAUCCCAAGCGGCAGAAGACAGAAAAUGGGGCAUCGGCAUGAGCCCCCUGCCAAUGGGCUGGGGUGGGAGGCCCAUCAGGACCUGGAGAUGGGGGCAGGAACAGCGAGUGCAGCCACUCUUCACCUGACUCCUUGCUCUGGGCCCUGCAUAGAGCUGCCACCCUUUCUCCCCAGCCUUCUCAUGUCCACCUCUCCACACCCUGCCCUUCCUCCUCACUCUGCCAUUGUUCCACCUCCUGCCCUGUUCAUCUGAGCUCCACAGCUGGUCCUUUUGCUCCCUUUCCCUCUUUCUCUCUUCCUCACUCUUUCCACCCCCCAACCCCCACCUCCACCACUUCCACCCCUCCUCUGUAAGCCUCUCCUUCCUAACCUCUGCAUUCUAGUCUUCUGUCCUGCCCAUUCCUACCCUGCCUGAUUCCUGGGUCUCCCUCAGAUCCCCUUCUCUCAGACAGCGCCAGGCCUGGGUGGGGCCAGGGUUGGGACCAAGCCCCACAGCUGCCGCCCUCUCCUCCCCUUUUUGUAUAAUUUAAUAAAGAAAUGGU
This is a messenger RNA of Molossus molossus (Pallas's mastiff bat), 1222 nucleotides long. RefSeq names its product parathymosin (gene PTMS). The record is from RefSeq and is a predicted model, not a curated record. Gene Ontology annotation, cellular component: nucleus. Lineage: Eukaryota; Metazoa; Chordata; Mammalia; Chiroptera; Molossidae. The coding region runs from base 414 to 722 and encodes 102 amino acids. Gene Ontology annotation, molecular function: histone binding. The transcript is spliced from 5 exons. Gene Ontology annotation, biological process: positive regulation of transcription by RNA polymerase II; negative regulation of apoptotic process.